This is a messenger RNA of Ooceraea biroi (clonal raider ant), 2621 nucleotides long. RefSeq names its product transmembrane protein 205. The record is from RefSeq and is a predicted model, not a curated record. NCBI's taxonomy places the organism in Eukaryota, Metazoa, Arthropoda, Insecta, Hymenoptera, Formicidae.
ACAGCACGCGCCCGGGACGGUCGUGCGAGAUCGGUCACCCUCACGAGGACAGCCGGCUAUCAAAGCGCGGGCGCUAUCGCGAGACCAUCCGAGUGCGUCGAGCCCACCUGCCGCGACACGAGCGAACACGCUCGCGAGCUUCGUAUCAGUUCAGAGCCAGCUUGGGAACGGAUAACCACGUUGACAGGAGACCAGUCGCCCUGAGAAGUUUGGCUUCGGCUUCCGGUCUGAUCACGGAAGGAAUUGGGAGAGUCCAAAGACGACAAAGGAAGAUAGUCUUCUCGUCUCUUCUUGCUUGGGAAGAGCCUUGUCGUCUUCCAUCGGACCCACUUGAGGGAAGCGAGGCUCAGCAGGAGCUGGAGACUUAAUUCACCGGUACCGUGGCACAUCGGCAGCGGAGCGUCAUGUGUGUACGCACGUUGAUGGGCAGCGAAGCGGGCGAGCCGGUCGUCCCGCCCGGUCCGAAGCUGAACAGCAAGCUGUCCCGCGCCAAAGAGAAGUACACGAAGCUGCACGAGGAGAUGCUGGAGAAGGAGGAGCACCUUCGUCGGCAGGAGCGAAGUACGCUUCUUCUGCCUGACCUGGCCGACAACGUCCUGGCCAGCAGCACGACCCGGUACAGCCUGUUGCUGAAGAAGCUGACCAAGUUCUAUGGGAUUGUGCGCCGCACCAAGGCUUUCAAGAUCCUUUUCUACACGACGCAACCAGCUCACGUAAUCACGAUCGCAGCGGUCUUAUUCGUCACGUCGGUCCUCGUCCCAACGAAGGAGAGGGUAAUGGUCCCUGAUCAUCCUCAAUCAAGGACGGCGUCCUUCAUUUAUCUCGCGUCUUUCGUCAUGCACUUUGGUGCCCAAAUCUGGAUGACUUUCGUAUCAGGACUGUCCUUGUACUUUGCGCUGCCGCGACAUACAUUCGGUGAAGUGCAACGCGUCUUGUUCCCGAGAUACUUUACGAUUAACGCGUGCCUCAGCCUCACCACGCUCCUCAUAUUCGUCAAGCAUCAUCCGACGCACACGUGGGACACCGAAAUCGCAAUUCAGGUCAGUGGAAUGUCCGGAGCUUUCUUCCUGGAACUACUAAUACGCCUGUACCUGACGCCGCCGCUUCUAAGACUGAUCAUGCAGAAGAACAGCUUGGAACGUGCAGCGGGUGUCGGCAACGAGGUCGGCCGCUACAGCCUUGGACCGCUGAAGAAUUGUCCGCAUUACCUGAAGAUCCACCAGACGUUCCGUCGGGUGCACGUCUGCAUCGCCAUGGGAAACAUGCUCACCAUGGCAUGCACGGUGCUGCAUCUCCAUUACAUAGCGAGCAAACUGUGCGUCCUGUAAGAAUAGUUAGUCUCCGAUCAUAGAAGUCUGUACACUCGUUCGUUUGGGAGCUCGAAGAGAUCCUCGAGAGACGUAGAGGAUAAUUCUAGACAGAUGCGUGCGUGGCUUGCACGUUUGAUGAUGACAAAGUCAUUUGAGCGCAUCGGGAAAUGCGAACCCGGUGAGGUACGAGAUGCGAUCUUUCCUGCCAUUAAAGUCGCCUGAGACAAGCUGACGGCGAGUCCUUCAGUGCAGCUGCCUCGAACUGCGAACCUCGAGGAGGACCUUUACUAUUCCUUGCAUUAGCUUCUUGUGCUUAUUCUAUGUUAAAGUAGAAUGAUCACUCAAUGAAGAUCACGAUAGGUAGCUCGCUCGCGUACACAUAACGUGAGUCACCCUCCGUGGCUUACUUCCGGAGCACUAUCUGAUUCGGGAGAGGAUCAAGCCGAGAUGAUGGUGGAAGAGAAAUUUUCAAGGAGUUUCUCGUUAAUAUGAUCUGCUUGCGUAUUCAUUGAUAGUGCUGUGUUAAAUUAUUGCUGAAAGCGUGCAUGUAACUUGUGUUAGAAUCCCUUGAGAGAGAUUGAAUAGGUAACUUGUUCGUCGCCGUGACGAAGUCGACGAUGCUCGCGUGUAAAUAAUAUAUCUUGAGAAUAUAUCUCGAGAUUUAGAAUAGACGAUAGGGCAGACCAAGUAUUAUACGUAUAACUGCGUGUGUAUUCAAGCUUCAAGGCACACAUGUAUAUUCUUGCCAAAGCGCAUUUCAGUUCUCGCAUCGACGUGACGACAAUUAAGUUCUCGCGCCGCGAGAUAAAUAUAUGAAACUAUCUGCUGACGCAAAAGUAUCAGCGGUUUCGGUACAUAAAAGUAUUCCAUCUACGAUCGUGCUCUGCUUAAUGAUGAACUUAGAGAUACAUAAAAAUGUUCUAGCUACGAUGGAAAUCGGAGAAUCUUGGCUCGCGCGAUAAUCUUUCACGUCAAAUCAUUUCGCGAAUUUUGUUCGCUGUCAGAUUAGAGACAAAAAUACGCUUGCUCUGUAUCAGAGUUAAUGAUAUUUAUUGAACUAAUGAAGGAGAGACUGCGUACCGAGAGAGAUCGUACAGACAUGUCGAGAGUAACGUGUCUAGAUUAAAAUGAACGGAAGAGCCGUCGCAAUCAUCAUUUUAUGCUAAUUGUCUGAAUUGUGGAUUCGUCGCGCGCGCGCACGCGCGGAGCGCAUUGUUGUAAAUAAUUGCAUUCUGUUCACUAAACACUUGUAAAACAUACGAUAUAUCUUAUACAGUAUAUAAUAAUAUACGUAUAUGUGUUGCCUUUUUA